AUGGCAACACGGCCACUCGCUUUCAGCGACUUCAUGCGCCGUUGUUUCAGGCCAUGCAGCGAGCGCGAUCCAUCCGAUAAAGCUCACUGUCCGAUAUGUACCGAGGAGUACGAUCGUGGUAUUCAUCAGGCGAUCCGCAUCGUAGUGCAGCCGCCCGCUCAGUGCAACCACGAGUUCUGUCGCCAUUGUCUCGAGAAGAUCUUCUCCCGUCGCAAAACCCAAGGAACCGCGAACCUUUGUCCGCUGUGUCGCACUAGAUGGUUUCAAGCAGAGUACCAGGACGUAUCGGCCCGCAAUCAGAGCUUGGAAAACCAGGCAAAUAAUGCGCCUCUCACCCAAGAUUCCGCGUCUCGACAACCUGCAACCUCGAAUGAAGAGCAUCUCAGAAGGCCUGUAACAGUACCACCCUCUCAGCGUGAGGCACGGCCAUACAUCCGCAAUAGUCGACCGUUUGCGCCUGUAGCUCGACCACAUGCGCCAUCAAGAUCACACCACGGUCAGAAACCUACGACUCAAUUCUCUGGGGGGUUUCCCUUCUCCGGGGGGGUUCCUUUCUCUGGCGGGUUUCCCUUCUUCGGGACGUUUCCCUUCUCCGAGGGGUCUCCCUUCGCUAAUGGGUUUCCCUUCUCCGGGACGUCUCCCUUUGGUCAGCAAGCUGCCCCAGUAACAAGCGCCCCAAACACGUCACAACAGCCGAACGGUAGGCCAACGAACAGACGGCCUGCGCCCGGAACAAGCGAUCAGCCUCCAAGUAAGAGAGGUAUUAUGGGUGGAAGUGGAUCAAGUAAGAAAGUACCGUCACCUCGUCCUAGAGAAGCCGAGCUUCAACGCCGUACAUCAGCCCUGGAUGCUCGUGAGAGAGAUCUAGCACAACGCGAACUACGCGUCGAGAGGGAUCGCCAAGAACUGCAGCGGCGACAACGGGAGUUUAACGCUAUGACUGAGCAUGCGCGAGCGUAUCGGCGUAAUCCAGACGCGAAUGUGUAG
This is a messenger RNA of Alternaria burnsii, 987 nucleotides long. RefSeq lists its product as uncharacterized. The coding region runs from base 1 to 987 and encodes 328 amino acids. The transcript has a single exon. The record is from RefSeq and is a predicted model, not a curated record. NCBI's taxonomy places the organism in Eukaryota, Fungi, Ascomycota, Dothideomycetes, Pleosporales, Pleosporaceae.